AUGGUCUCGUGGAUUAUAUCUAGACUUGUCGUGCUCAUAUUUGGGACACUAUACCCUGCCUAUUCUUCAUACAAAGCUGUCAAGUCGAAGGAUGUUAGAGAAUAUGUAAAAUGGAUGAUGUACUGGAUAAUAUUUGCAUUGUUUACUACUGCAGAAGUAAUCACAGAUAUCUUUCUGAGCUGGCUUCCUUUCUAUUAUGAGCUGAAAAUAGCCUUUGUGGUGUGGUUAUUGUCACCAUACACAAAGGGAUCCAGUGUCCUUUAUAGAAAGUUUGUUCACCCCACACUGUCCUCAAAAGAAAAGGACAUUGAUGAAUAUAUAUGCCAAGCAAAGGACAAAAGCUACGACACCCUAGUGCAUUUUGGAAGGAAAGGCCUAAAUGUGGCAGCUACAGCUGCCGUGAUGGCAGCCACCAAGAGUCAAGGUGUGCUGUCAGAAAGACUUCGAAGCUUCAGCAUGCAAGACCUGACGUCCCUCCAGUCUGAGGAGAAGGGGCAGAGUCAAGGCAAGGCCAGUCCCUCCACUCAACCCGCUGCUGGACAGCACAGAACGCGGGCUAUGAUGCGGAGCAAAUCAGAUAGCGGCUACGGCAAGGGGCAAGAUUUUGACAUGACCGAGUAUGAGGUCUUGAGUUUGGAUCAGGGUGAUUUUGUGGAGGUGCCUUCCCUUUCCACUCCAACACCUUCCCAAACCCUCCCUGCCCCCAAGCCCUUCCAGGACGACCCUGUCAACCCACUCCCCACCACACCCACUCCACCCUCUCCACCACCCCCAGCACCUUUAGCUCCAGAUCGGCCUGAGGAGAGGGUCCAAGAGGGGGACGUCCCAUCAGGCUCACCUCAGCUCAGGCUGGUUAAGAGACGGGCUCCAGAGCCUCCUCCUAGAACUUUAAGACCUCUCACCAGAUCCAGAUCAAAGAAUGCCCUAUCUUCAAACAGUGAAGCCAUGUGA
Molecule: messenger RNA, 951 nt
Organism: Chanos chanos (milkfish)
Lineage: Eukaryota; Metazoa; Chordata; Actinopteri; Gonorynchiformes; Chanidae
Gene: reep1
Product: receptor accessory protein 1
Exons: 8
Coding region: 1-951 (316 amino acids)
Biological process (GO): endoplasmic reticulum tubular network organization
Cellular component (GO): endoplasmic reticulum tubular network; endoplasmic reticulum membrane; cytoplasmic microtubule
Molecular function (GO): microtubule binding
Source: RefSeq, a predicted model, not a curated record